Cornus florida is the source of this 3461-nucleotide messenger RNA. RefSeq names its product protein TIC110, chloroplastic. Bases 197 to 3262 code for a protein of 1021 amino acids. The record is from RefSeq and is a predicted model, not a curated record. Lineage: Eukaryota; Viridiplantae; Streptophyta; Magnoliopsida; Cornales; Cornaceae. Gene Ontology annotation, biological process: protein import into chloroplast stroma. The transcript has 15 exons. Gene Ontology annotation, cellular component: TOC-TIC supercomplex I.
AUAUCUCCGUCCGUUCCUCAUCUGCCUCGCUAUCCUCUUCCUUUCCCCCUUCCUCCCUCUGUUCAUUAAACCCUAAAAACCUCCACACUCACUCAACAAACCCUCGCAUCCCUCUACGCAUUCCCUAUUCAGAAGAAGAAUAUAUAUAUAUAAAUAUCUACACACACUCACACUCACACUCACACUCACAGAGAUCAUGAUCCCAUCCAUUCUCAUAUCAUCUCCUUCUUCUCCACACCCCACCACCCUUUUCUGUCCCUUCAUCAACCCCUCUCCACUCCGAAUCACAAAAGCGCCCUCUCUCUUCCUCUCUAGAAACCACCACCACGUACGGUAUCGAUAUCAAUAUCGAAUCUCCACCGUCCGGUGCUCUUCUUCCGAUUCUUCGGACCAGCCGGUGGUCACCAAGUCGGAUAGCUUCAAUGUAUUUGGGGGCAAGAGGGAGCUCUCUGGGCUUCAAUCGCUUGCCGAAUCCAUGUCACCUCCGAUCAGGUUAGCAAGUACGGCUCUGAUUCUCUCUGGUGCUCUUGUUGCCGGAUAUGGAUUAGGGUUUCGUUUUGGAGGUGAUCGGAGAGCCGGUCUGGGAGGCGCCGUUGUGCUCGGUGUCGCCGGAGCUGGUGCUGCGUACGCCCUGAAUUCUUGCGUUCCGGAAGUUGCCGCAGUUAAUUUGCACAAUUAUGUGGCUGGUUCCGAUGAUCCGGGGGCAGUGAAGAAGGAGGAUAUCGAAAGAAUUGCAAACAAAUACGGUGUAAGCAAACAGAAUGAGGCAUUUAAUGCCGAGCUGUGUGAAUUAUAUUCCAGGUUUGUAUCUUCUGUCCUUCCUCCUGGAAGUGAAGAUCUUAAAGGCAAUGAAGUUGAAACUAUUAUUAAAUUUAAGAAUGCAUUGGGUAUCGAUGACCCAGACGCAGCUUCCAUGCAUAUGGAGAUUGGUAGGCAAAUUUUUAGGCAAAGGCUUGAAACUGGCGACCGUGAUGGUGACAGAGAGCAGCGUCGGGCAUUUCAGAAGCUAAUAUAUGUUUCAACGCUUGUAUUUGGAGAAGCAUCAACUUUUCUUUUACCUUGGAAGCGUGUGUUCAAGGUUACUGAUGCACAGGUUGAGGUUGCUAUUCGUGACAAUGCUCAGCGGUUAUAUGCCUUUAAACUAGAAUCGGUUUGCAGAGAUGUUGACGUAGAACAGCUUAUUAGCCUGAGAGAAGCACAAAUUCUGUAUCGACUCUCCGAUGAGCUUGCUGAAGACAUGUUCAAGGAGCGUACAAGAACACUCGUUGAGGAAAACAUUUCCACUGCUCUCAGCAUAUUGAAGUCUAGGACAAGAGCAGCCAGGGUAACAACACAAGUGAUUGAAGAGCUUGAUAAGAUACUGGCAUUUAAUAGUCUGCUAAUCUCAUUGAAGAACCAUCCUGAUGCUGGUCGCUUUGCUUGUGGAAUUGGGCCGGUUACUUUAUUAGGUGGCGAGUAUGAUGGUGACAGAAAAAGGGAUGAGUUGAAGCUCCUAUAUCGAGCAUAUGUUACUGAUUCUCUAUCGAGUGGUCGCAUGGAAGAAAAUAAGCUUGCUGCAUUGAACCAAUUGAGGAAUAUAUUUGGUUUAGGUAAACGAGAAGCAGAAUCUAUCACGCUGGAUGUUACCUCAAAAGUAUAUCGUAAACGACUUGGUCAGGCCGUAUCUAGUGGUGAUUUAGAAGGUGCUGAUAGCAAAGCAGCCUUCCUUCAAAAUCUCUGUGAUGAGUUGUGCUUUGAUCCACAGAAGGCCAUAGAGAUCCAUAAUGAAAUUUACCGGCAAAAGCUUCAGCAAGCUGUAACUGAUGGAGAGCUUAAUGAGGAGGAUGUCAAAGCUUUGGAGCGGUUACAGAUCAUGCUUUGCAUCCCUAAGCAAACAGUUGAAGCAGCUCAUGCAGAUAUCUGUGGGAGUUUGUUUGAAAAGGUUGUGAAGGAUGCCAUCGCUGCUGGAGUGGAUGGUUAUGAUGCAGAAGUCAAGAAAUCUGUUCGAAGGGCUGCACAUGGUUUACGCUUAACCAGGGAGGUUGCCAUGUGUAUUGCUAGUAAGGCAGUGAGAAAGAUUUUCAUGACCUACAUAAAACAAUCACGUGCGGCUGGGAGCCGAAUAGAAGCUGCAAAAACACUUAAAAAAAUGAUUGCAUUCAACUCAUUGGUAGUGACUGAAUUAGUCACAGAUAUAAAAGGUGAAUCAUCUGAUACUACAUCAGAAGAGCCCAUUGAGGAGGAAGAAAAACAGGCAGAGGAGGAUGAGGAAUGGGAGACCCUCCAGUCACUUCGAAAAGUAAAACCAAACAAAGAAUUUGCUGCAAAGUUGGGGAAGGAAAGCCAGACGGAGAUAACUCUCCAAGAUGACCUCCCAGAAAGGGAUAGGACUGACCUUUACAAGACAUACUUGUUAUUCUGUCUAACAGGAGAGGUCACCAGGAUUCCGUUUGGUGCACAGAUUACCACAAAAAAGGAUGAUUCUGAGUAUGUUCUGCUAAACCAGCUUGGUAAAAUCCUAGGUUUGACUAACAAGGAGAUUGUGGAUGUGCAUAGGGGCUUGGCUGAGCAAGCUUUCAGGCAACAAGCUGAGGUGAUUUUAGCUGAUGGACAGUUGACGAAAGUCAGGAUUGAGCAGCUAAAUGAGCUGCAGAAGCAAGUUGGCUUGCCGCCACAGUAUGCCCAGAAAAUCAUAAAGAGCAUAACAACUACUAAAAUGUCAGCUGCCCUUGAAACCGCUGUGGGUCAGGGGAGACUCAGUAUAAAGGAGAUAAGAGAACUUAAGGAAGCUGGUGUUGUUGAUUUGGACAGCAUGAUAUCUGAGGGCUUACGGGAGAACCUCUUUAAGAAAACUGUGGAUGAAAUUUUUUCGUCUGGUACUGGCGAGUUUGAUGAGGAGGAAGUAUAUCAGAAAAUUCCACAAGACCUCAAAAUUAAUGUUGAGAAGUCAAAAAGGGUUGUUCACGAGCUUGCACGAAGUAGAUUAUCAAACUCUCUGAUUCAGGCUGUAGCAUUACUAAGGCAGAGAAACCAUGCAGGAGUGGUUUCCUCCCUCAAUGAUUGUCUAUCCUGUGACAAGGCUGUACCUUCACAGCCAUUAUCGUGGGAAGUAGCAGAGGAGCUAUAUGAUCUCUUCCUUAUAUACACGAAGAGCAACCCGGCUCCUGAGAAACUGUCGCGGUUGCAAUAUCUGCUGGACAUAAGUGACUCUACAGCAGAAACUCUGCAAGGGAUGAGGGACAGACUGCCAAAUGGAGCAGAGGAGGAAGAAUUUGUUUUUUGAGUUUGUAGCGGGAUAGAUGUGGUAGUGGUAGGCACGGUGAAGAGGCUCUGAGCCCCCCCUGGUUGAGUCAUGUAUUUUUUUUGGUUUCUUUUUUGUUUAAAAAUGAAAAAAAAUCGUGAUUUUAUUUUUAGAGAACAGAGGAACAAGAUAUAUUCUGGUUUGUGAAUCACUAAUACAUAUUGAAAAUCUUUGAACAAAA